AUGGCGCAGUUGGAUGCGAUGUUGAAGCUGCUGAAGCAGAUCGAUUCGGUGGAGAUUCCGCCGAAUGAUUUCGAUACCGCGUGGGAUCAUAAGGUCGAUGUGGUGCGGAAUCAGGCGAUUAAUCCGACGCGCGCGGCUGUGGUCGUGCCGUCGAAGACGGAGGCGGUGCGAGGCAAUACGAAGACGGAUGCGGGGGCGUUGGAGAUCUCGUUGACGUCUUCCGAAGAGAAGAGUGCCGCGGAGCAGGCGGAGGAGGUGGCGCGGAAGGCGGCCGUUGAGAAACAGAAUGCUCUGCCGGUGUGGCAUACGCAUUCGACGGUGUCGACGGGCCCUGCGGCGGGCGGGGGCACCAUCAAAUCCGAAGGCGGAGUGGCUAUCAAGUCCGAGAUCAAGGACGAAGACGACGAGCAGAAGCCCGCUGUCGAUGCGCUGGACGAUAAAUUGGCUGCAUACUACGCUGAGAUGGAGCGCGAGCGGGCCCUGCAGGCCCAGGAGGACGCAAGCAGCGUGGACGAAGACUCGGAUGAGUUCGACGAGUUCGAGGACGUGGGCGUGUCGGCCAGCGAGACGGCGUCUCCGGCGGUCGGCAGCGGGAGUCUAGGAAACGGAGGCCCGACGAGUGUUCCGUCAGCCCCGGGGAUCAAGCGUGAGUUGGAUGCGGAUUCGGGGACGAGUGGUGUGCCGACAGCGUCUGCUACACCGUCGACUACGGCGUUCGAGGACGGCCCGGCGGCGAAGAAGAUCAAGGUGGAACCGGAAGUCAAGAAAGAGGAGUCGGAUGAGGAUGACGAGGAGGAAUUCGAGGAUGUUUGA
Aspergillus melleus is the source of this 813-nucleotide messenger RNA. RefSeq lists its product as uncharacterized. The coding region runs from base 1 to 813 and encodes 270 amino acids. The record is from RefSeq and is a predicted model, not a curated record. Gene Ontology annotation, cellular component: transcription factor TFIIE complex. The transcript has a single exon. NCBI's taxonomy places the organism in Eukaryota, Fungi, Ascomycota, Eurotiomycetes, Eurotiales, Aspergillaceae. Gene Ontology annotation, biological process: transcription open complex formation at RNA polymerase II promoter.